This is a messenger RNA of Daldinia decipiens, 2280 nucleotides long. RefSeq names its product putative transporter MCH1. Gene Ontology annotation, cellular component: membrane. The transcript has a single exon. Bases 185 to 1909 code for a protein of 574 amino acids. Lineage: Eukaryota; Fungi; Ascomycota; Sordariomycetes; Xylariales; Hypoxylaceae. Gene Ontology annotation, molecular function: transmembrane transporter activity. The record is from RefSeq and is a predicted model, not a curated record. Gene Ontology annotation, biological process: transmembrane transport.
GUAACGGUAAGCACGUCACUUCGAAUCUCCCAUUCCUAAUUCUCCCAAUACAGGAGAUGGGAAGUUUCAUCUUCAAGUCAUUCCUUUAAAAUAAAUAAAUCAUCUUACAGAGCCAUCUAGGUUAGGCCUUCAUCAUCUAGGGCUCACUGGCAGUUGGUUGGACUGCCUCCCCCUUGCCGUGAACAUGGCGACGCCAUCGACAUCGACUUUGGAUCAGUCGCCUCUCCUACGAUCGCGUUCAUCCUCGACGUUAGGAUCGCUUAGCUCGAACACCUCCAUCAGCGAUGCCUCCCGAAAUCUGAAGCUCCGGCAUAAGACGCGUGCCCUACGCGCUGUCGCCUUCGUCGUAUCUAUCGUCACAGCCCUCUGCGCCGGAUCCAUCACUGUCUUCUCGCUCUACGGACACCUCUUCCAGUCGCGGCUACAUUACACCCAAUUCCAAAUCAACGGCAUCGCUAGUGCCAUGAGCCUCUCCAUGUACCUCCCGGUCCCCGUGAUAGGAUUCUUGUGCGACCGAGUAGGGCCUGGCCCGCUCUCUCUGUUAGCCUCGAUCCUACUAGGGGGUGGCUACGGAUUGGCAGCUGGUUUAUAUCACAAGGGUCUUGGAGAAGUUGAGGAUGGAGGGAAGGGCGUGAAAACUACAUUCCCUCCUAUGCUGUUUGCCUUCGUGGCUAUUGGUAUAGGCACGUCGUGUAUGUACCUGGGCGCCAUUACUACAUGUGCCAAGAACUUCGGCCAGGGUAAAUAUCGAGGCUUGAUGCUGGUUGCUCCUAUCGCGUCAUUUGGUCUUGGUGGAAUGGUCCUUAGUCAGAUCGGGAGUCGGAUUCUCUACGAGACACAGCCGGAUGGAGCUAGAGACGUGAACGUAUUUCAUUUCUUCCUGUUUCUCUGCGUCGUUCUCGCAGUCCUUGGACUCGUCGGUACCUUUUCGUUACGGAUUGUAGAUGAGGAGGACCUCAUCGAUGGAGCGGUAGAAGAACUAGAGAGGAGCGGGCUCCUCGAGGGAAGCGAGGUCUUCCGCCGCCGAGCGCACCGGGACUACGGUGCUAUUGAUACCAUCGAUGACGAUGCUGGAGCCAUAGACCCGGCUAGGGACGAGGAAGACGAAGAUGAUAACGCUAGGUUGAAAAAGGCCUGGCUUCUCAAUGCUGAGACUAGGAGAUUUUUGUCGGAUCAUACAAUGCGGUGGUUCGGUAUCGGCUUUUGGCUCAUCAUUGGACCAGGCGAAGCGUUUAUCAACAAUCUCGGCACCGUAGUUGGAACUUUAUAUUCUCCGAGCACAAGGUCAAACGAAACGUCGGUGGCGACACAUGUUUCUAUCAUGGCUGCGGUGAGCACGGUUGCUCGUUUGCUCGCAGCAUCGCUGAGCGAUUUGUUAUCGCCAAGUCCUCAUAGCCAGCACGUUCAGACGGGAUUUCCAACCUCCCUUCCAGAGCUCAGACAAAAGAUAUCAGUCUCACGCAUAGUUAUAUUCAUUGCUGCUGCUAUUAUCUUAUCCGUCGGAACGCUAGUACUGGCUUCCGGUGCAGUUCAGGAGCACGGGGAACGUUUUUGGAUUGUAUCCGGUGCGAUUGGAGCAGGAUAUGGCGCAGUAUUCAGCUUGACACCGAUCAUCGUGACGAUGAUCUGGGGCGUUGAGAACUUCGGCACCAAUUUUGGCAUCCUCGCACUCACGCCCGCUCUGGGUUCCACGAUGUGGGGUCUUAUUUACUCCGCGGAAUACCAGGCCGGUGCUCGAGAUUCACCUUCGCUGGCUGAAGGAGCUGAUAAAGAUGUAUUCUGUUAUGGCACAAAGUGUUAUUCGUCCACGUUUUGGGCCAUGACGAUCUCCGUGUGGAUCGGGGCGGUCAUGAUUUUCUGGGCUUGGAAAGGCCGAAAUGGUUGGUCUAAGAGGGGAAUUGUGAUUUAGAGGCAUAGACCUACAUACCAACCUAACCUAUACAGCACACAUGUGCGAAUAAGGAAUGUAUUUACACAUAUCACUUUUAACUGGGAGCGAUUUAAGUUUUGGGACAGGUUUUUUCAUUUGUACAUACUGGGUCUCGAUCUUCUGUGUUGGAGUUAUUGGUUGGGUCCUGUUAGGAACAUUGAAGGUUAGAAGGACUAUCAUUCAAGGAUAGAAUCAACCAAGGUCAGAUUGUGUUUUUGAUUUAUUAUCGUCUGAGCUCACGCUUGGAAGAGGGUUAUCUGGGAGUUGGGCCUUCGCAAUGUUAAUUAGCGUUGUCCAGUCGUAGAUACGCCAUGUAAGAUCUGAAUGUGUAUCUAUCCUACCGUAUGACC